Messenger RNA from Dentiscutata erythropus, 316 nucleotides. Lineage: Eukaryota; Fungi; Glomeromycota; Glomeromycetes; Diversisporales; Gigasporaceae. The record is from the annotation of a GenBank genome assembly.
AAAGUCAUAUCAACAACUAUUUUAUUUAAAAGAUUCUUACUCCGAGGCAUCUAUUAUGAUGCUUACAGCUACUUGUACUUUUGAGGAAAUGAAUCUAAUAAGAGAAAACUUACAUAUACCAGAAAACAAUUUUACCUAUAUUUAUGCCAACAAUCAAGUGAGAAAUGAGUUAAUUUAUAAGGUUAAGAAAAAAUAUGAAAGAAAUGGUAAAGUUUUUGAUGAAAUUAAACUAUUAAUUACCAGAAUCCAAGAGGGCAGAGUAAUAAUUUAUUGUGUGCAUCGAGAGGAAUAUCAAGAAGUGCUAGAGGAAUUGUGA